Messenger RNA from Dentiscutata erythropus, 235 nucleotides. The record is from the annotation of a GenBank genome assembly. NCBI's taxonomy places the organism in Eukaryota, Fungi, Glomeromycota, Glomeromycetes, Diversisporales, Gigasporaceae.
UUUUUUAAAUAAACUACAAAAAGAUACUGCACGAUUGUUUGAAGUAGUAUAUUCUUUUGCAUCUACAAUUAAAAUUUUUAAAGAGCAUCAAGAUUUAGAUUUUGGCUCUAAAAUGGUUAAAAGAAUUGAAAAACAUUGGAAAGAGUGGGAGCACCCACUUCUUAUUCUUUCAAUUAUUCUUCAUCCAGAUUAUAAGUUAGAAAAGUUUCAAUCUACAAAUAAUAAUUUAACCUAG